AUGGGCCAAGAUGGUUGUGAAGGCCAAGCACUUAAUGGCUUCCCAUCCAGCAAUGAGUGUGACCACGAGAUUUGCAUCGAUUGCUUGGACAAAAUGCUUACUGAAUGUGAAAUUACCUCUUCACCGCCAGUAUGUCCUAAUGCAUUAUGUCAUCAACCAUAUGCGAUUGAUUCAGUUAUUGCGCUUAAAGCAUUUUUCCCACAGCGCACCAAAUAUUUCAAUCAUUUUGCGCUUGAAAAUCAAACUUAUUUUCUCAUUAAAGAUGAAUCAAUUUCUAAAUCCGAAAUAUCACCAAAUUUUACGGUUAGUUCACGUCGAAUGGAAGUGAAAUGUGAACUUCAAGGACCAGAUGAAAGUAAUCAAACGACUGUUAUUUUUGACCGAAAGGGUAAUGUAGCAGAUUUCAUACGUGAAAUACGUCGAGCAUUGAAAAUUUUACCACUUGAUAAAGUUUAUGGAUAUUACAUACGACGCGAUUAUAACAAAAACGACGAGAAAUGCAAUGAUCGAGAAGAAUUAGUGAUGGAUGCAAAAUCGAUCGAUCGUUCAAUUAGUGAAUUAAAUUUAACAACUGAUAGUGUAGUGAUCGUUGAUACAAGCGGUAUUGUACAAAUGAAAACAUUGUAA
Brugia malayi is the source of this 627-nucleotide messenger RNA. RefSeq lists its product as uncharacterized. The transcript has 4 exons. The coding region runs from base 1 to 627 and encodes 208 amino acids. The record is from RefSeq and is a predicted model, not a curated record. NCBI's taxonomy places the organism in Eukaryota, Metazoa, Nematoda, Chromadorea, Rhabditida, Onchocercidae.